Molecule: messenger RNA, 588 nt
Organism: Drosophila santomea
Lineage: Eukaryota; Metazoa; Arthropoda; Insecta; Diptera; Drosophilidae
Exons: 2
Coding region: 1-588 (195 amino acids)
Source: RefSeq, a predicted model, not a curated record
AUGAACUUCGUUCGGCUGUCGUUAUUUUUUCCGCUAUUUUAUAUAGUAAAUGGCAAUGCAACUACUCAAAAAUCCCUGUGGGAUGACGACGUCGAGGAUGAAGUUCAUAAGCCAAUACUUCGCAUCCACCACAUCAACAUAUUUGGGGACUCUCGCUAUAUGAAGGCUUUGACAUACAUCGACGAAACUCGCACCAAGUUUACGAUAUGUGUGUCGCUUCGAGAGGAAAUGGGCAGCAACUUCCUGACCUUCAACAUAAAGAUUCGAGUGAGAGCGACGGGCAGAACGAAUUUCGCAACUCUGCUCCAAAUGCGCGAUCUGGAUCUGUGUGGCUUCUUUGCGGAGUUCAGUAAGAAUCCCAUGAUGAAGUACUUUCUGCAAACGGAUAUGCAGCUGAGCGACAUUAUUGCCUGUCCAGUGCGGGUGGGCAACUACUCGCUGAAGAAUGUGAGUGUGAAGGACAUCUAUCCGCAGGUUCUGCAGAAUGGCAUCUACAAGUUCUUCGUGGAGGUGAUUGAGGCAACGGCGGAGAAAGUCUUUGCCCUGCAGGUGACCACCGAUGUCCGAAUUCCAAGUGCCGCCGAAUAA